Messenger RNA from Trichoderma harzianum CBS 226.95, 339 nucleotides. RefSeq lists its product as hypothetical. The record is from RefSeq and is a predicted model, not a curated record. Lineage: Eukaryota; Fungi; Ascomycota; Sordariomycetes; Hypocreales; Hypocreaceae. Gene Ontology annotation, molecular function: protein binding. The annotation marks the transcript as partial. The transcript has a single exon.
GAGAUCAUAGAAAUAUUGAUCGAGAAACGAGCUAAUGUUAAUGCUCAGGGCGGAAUUUUCGGGAACGCCUUGCAGGCAGCUGCGGUCAGGGGAGACACUGAUAUCGUGGAGCUGUUGCUCAAGAACGGAGCCGAUAUCAAUGCCCACGGUGGCAUCUUCGGGAACGCCUUACAAGCAGCCGUAGCCAAGGGAAAUGAGAAAAUCGUGGCCUUACUUCUGGAGAAAGGAGCCAACAUCGAUGCUCAAGGUGGCAUCUUCGGCAACGCAUUGCAAGCAGCUUUAGCGGCGAGACAUGAGAAUCUAGCCCUAACGCUUUUCAAAAAUGGAGUUGAUUUCAAU